Messenger RNA from Aspergillus saccharolyticus JOP 1030-1, 1935 nucleotides. RefSeq names its product alpha-galactosidase D. The coding region runs from base 1 to 1935 and encodes 644 amino acids. Lineage: Eukaryota; Fungi; Ascomycota; Eurotiomycetes; Eurotiales; Aspergillaceae. The transcript has 4 exons. Gene Ontology annotation, molecular function: hydrolase activity, hydrolyzing O-glycosyl compounds. The record is from RefSeq and is a predicted model, not a curated record. Gene Ontology annotation, biological process: carbohydrate metabolic process.
AUGUCUGCACCGAUCAUUGUCUCGCUCCUGGGGGUUGCGAGUGCAGCUGCAGCAGCCGCUUCCUCACUGCACCCCCGACUGCAAGAUGGAUUGGCCCAAACGCCACCAAUGGGAUGGAACACCUACAAUCACUACAACUGCUACCCGAACGAGACGAUUGUGCGGACCAACGCCCAGGCGCUGGUGGAAUUAGGGCUCGACAAGCUGGGCUACCGCUACGUGACCACCGACUGCGGCUGGUCAGUGGCGGACCGGCUGCCCGAUGGGAGUUUGACGUGGAAUGCGACCUUAUUUCCGCAGGGGUUCCCCGCGCUGGGGGAGUAUCUCCAUGAAUUAGGGCUAUUGUUCGGGGUGUAUGGGGACGCGGGGAUCUUGUUGUGUGGGAGUCCGCCCAAUAAUACGGGCAAUUUGUAUGACAACUGCUACUCCGACGCCGCCACCAAUUACCCCGACGUCAACUACGCGCCCACCACCUCCCCGGCCCCGCACUACGCCACCAUGUCCCGCGCGCUGGCCGCCCUCAACCGCACCGUCCUCUUCCAGAUCUGCGACUGGGGCGUCGACUUCCCUGCGCGGUGGGCGCCCGCGCUGGGCCACACCUGGCGGAUCGGCAACGACAUCCUCCCCGCGUGGCGCAGCAUCUACCGGAUCAUCAACCAAGCGGCGCCGCAGACGGACGUCGCGGGCCCCGGGCAGUGGCCGGACCUCGACAUGCUGGAGGUGGGGAACGGGGUGCUGUCGGUCGCGGAGGAGCAGACCCACUUCUCGCUGUGGGGGAUCCUCAAAAGCCCGCUGGUCAUCGGGGCGGCGCUGCGGGAGGCGAGCGAGGCGUCGCUGGCGGUGCUGAUGCAGGCGGACGUGAUUGCGUUUAACCAGGAUCGUCUGGGGAAGAGCGCACGGCUGCGGCGGAGGUGGUCGGAGGCAGGCUAUGAGGUGUGGAGUGGGCCGUUGGCCGGGGGGAGGACGGUGGCGGCGCUGGUGAAUUGGUGGAAUGAGUCGCGGGCGUUAACGCUCGAGCUGCCGGAUAUCGGGCUACAAUUUGCGGGGAACGUGAGGAAUGUGUGGGCAGAGGGGAGCAGCGUGGCGGAUGAGGGGGUCAGGACGCGGUAUACGGCGACGGUCCCGGGGCAUGGGACGAUGUUGCUGGAGUUGGGGGCGACGCAGCCGCGCGGGGAGUAUCGGAGGGAGUGGUUCGCGGAGACGAAAGGCAACUCCACCACCUUCUCCCCCAUCUACGCCCUCACCACCAGCAACAACUACACUCUCACGCUCACCCUCGCCCGCCCGGUGUCCACUGCCACCGCCAUCCGCAUCGACACAGGGAACAACAGCAUGGCAACCACCCUGACCAUCCCCAGCCAAACCACAACCCUCACCACUCCCAUCGUCCUCGACGUGGCAACCACAGCCCUCACCAUCCACCACCCCUCCCAACUCAAUAUAACCACGAUCCACCUCACCCCCCCAACCGGCACCUACCACCCUUCCACCACCUUCACCCUCUCCGGCUCAGCAACCCUAACCCCCUGCGCCGAGGGCUUCUGUCUCCCCGUCGGCAGCAAAAUCGGCUACCUCUCCGAGACCGGCCUCGCCACGCACACCAUCGCCGUGUCAACCGGGGGAACGAAAUACGUGGAACUGGAUUACAUCAACAACGACAUCGCCUUCGAGUCCGCCUGGGAGGAGGGGCGGAAUGCAAGGAAUCUGACGAUUAGUGUGAAUGGGGGGGUGCCCGUCAGGCUGGAGGUGCCGUUGAGUGGACGCCAUAGUGAGUUGUUUGGGCCGGGGUUGGGGUGGUGGGAUACGGCGACGCUGGGGGUGAGUGUCGAUGGGUGGAAAGAGGGGGCAAAUGAGGUUGUCGUGGGGAAUGUCGGGGGUGCGGAGGGGGUGGUGAGUUGGGGGGCGGAUUUCGUGGGGAUGAGGGUUUUUGAUUAG